AUGCAAUUCCUGAGUCAAUCCAUGGGCUGGGCCGACUGCAUCAUCUUAGCAGUAGCGCCCCUUGGCAUCAUUAUAACUAUUGUUAGUGCGAUCCGAGUUGAUGGACCGGCUUGGCUUAAGGCUAUCAUAGGCCGGUCUAGAGAGAACCUAUCAUCUGCAGAGAUGGAACUCAUGUCAUCCACGUCUCAGGAAACCUGCGAGCUAUGGAACGGGAGGGAUGUGGUCAGAUGCCAGGGAAAGGCCCCUGUCACAGAAUUUAUCUAUCUUGCGCCAGUGAAUAGUGGCGGGACGAUCAAACGCAUCAGGUUCAUGAAGCUGAGUGAAGCCAUUGAACAAAAUCUGGUGAUUAAAGGUGUCUUCAGCGUCUUUAACCUUUCGAGAUUGAUCCACGGAGUGCCAAAGUCGCGCAAUCACAGCAGUCACUACUUUCAGGGCGGCAUGAGAAACCUUUGGGGCAGCAUUAGGUCGCGGCGAGAGAGCAUGGAUCCAGAGGUCACAACGCCAAUACCCCUUGAAUCUCGAGGACAGGAAGCUCAACCUCAGUCUGCUCCGGCGUCUGAGCUGAUUGUUCUAAGGAAAACCACAACGCACGCCCCAAACAUCACUCUAAAUAGGCAUCAUAAGGUUGACCGAGGUCAUUUACACAUGGUUGCAAGCUUUGGCAUUCUGCUCCAACUCGGAGUGUUAGUCUACUUCGGCUUCAUCACCUACUAUCCAACUCUGAAAUUCAAGAAAGACGACAAACAGGUUCUCGGGUAUGCUUUUCCCUUUUCAGCCGGUGGUACACUGGUCCUCGUUUUUGGAAUGCUGCUGUGUGCCCGUGUUGUCGAUCGGAGUACUACAGAGGACGGAUAUAAACCGGCUUCAGGUCGCGAGAUGAGAAUGAUUUGGCUUCAACAGAAACAGGUUGUGAGUGAUCAGAUCUUUGGAUCAUUCGCCUUAUAUCCUCGACGAUUUCCACAGGUCGUCACUACUUCGCAAAGGGAUACCAGCAACAAGAAGGGUAGACCAAAGUCCGUUUCAUCAGCAGAGCCACUACUCAAUGAGGCGAGCUCAACGUCCGUUCAGUCAGAUGACAAUGAAGACGCAUCUUCACGUUCAGCUUUGGAUUCAGGCCCAGCUCUCGACCUUACUGUUGUUGCAACAGGGAUUUGUCUAGCCGGUUUCAUAAUCCAGUUUAUCGGCCUCAGGGCCAUGCAUUGGUCAGCUUCAGUGGGCCAACUCAUCGCGGUAAUAAUCAUGACAAUCCUUCGAGCCUUCGUUCGUCUUGGUUUCAUUGCACCUGUAUAUUGCUCAGAGUUGAGGGACGGGUUCGAGCUGGAUGGACUUGCUCUGGCCCUUGGUGACCCAAACCUAGGUCCAGGAAGUGGACCGAUGAACGAUGUUGAUGGGUUUGACUUCAGUCUUUCCAAAGACAGAGCCUGGACAGUGGUUCUGAAAGAAAAGCCAGUAUUGCGAAGGGUUGAGGGUAAGGAUAACUCCGAAACUGGGGGGGAUGGGAAUAUGGAACGACCAGCUCAAGGCGAUGACCCUAAUAAAGAUGGCCUCAUGGUGGAACGAAGAGACAAUGCUGCCCAAGAGACUUUGAACAUUCGAAAGCAUCUAGCGCAUUUAUCCGGGUGGCGUGGUUCAGCUUCAAAAGAAGCUAACUCUCUUGUUGAGGCAAUUGAAGUUACGAUGAAUACCUUAUGCCCUUGGACCGCCACUGACCCCCCUACUUGGAAUUGGAGCAUUAAGGUCGAGACACGCGCAAAAGGCGAGCAACCUAAGUCGCUUCCAGUCUCUAUACAGUUGAAUGUUCAAAAUAGGCUAUGGAGAGCACGCAUCGAUGAACUUGAUUCGGUGUUGUCUUUGUGGCUCGCCUCAAUCGACAAAGAGCGAGAGUUCACUUCAAGCACAGCCGAAAGGUCAAGGAUCGGGGAUGAUGAUGAAUGGUUCCGUAAAAGAAGUUCCCAAAUCAGGGGCGGCCUGAUACUUCUGGAAGAGCACACACAGGCUUUGAAGCAGGCAUUCGAUUGGUGGUUGCCAACAGACGCCCCCAAACUAGAGGAAAUCGAAGAUAGUCAAAUCCAAGAACGAUAUAGCGAGGCAUGGAGAGUUGUUGGUACAAAGCUCUGUGAAGGCCAUUACAAGUCACCAACUGCUGAACACUCAGACGAAGAGGAAGAGGAACAACAUGAUCAUGCCAAUGAUUCUGUUGGGUCCGAAAGCGGAGACAAAGGCGAAUGCUGGGGACACAUAUUUCAUGCCUUUCUGUGGGCUGCUGUUUCGAAGAUGAAAGCACCAAUCGAUGAACAAUCAGAGAUGGAAGCAUUAGGAUCAGUCAUACCAGGCGAAUGGAACAAUAUCCGGCUUCGUGGCACUGGCCUUGCUAGACUGGCAGGAUCAAUCAGAAGCUCAGGUCUCAUGGACUUGAAUCAUGCCUACCUCACUCUUGUUCCUCCACUUGAUUCAUAUGCACGCCUUGGAGAUCUAGAUUGUGUUGUUAAAAUAGUGUUUGGCCAAGCACAACAGCAUGAAAAGGUUUCAAAUUGGCGAGCAGCUCAUGACUCCUACCGUAGCAUGUUGGACCUAGCAAGUCAAUUUCGCGAGGAUAGCUUCGGCCUCAGAAGAACAGUCGCGAUAGUGAUGGAGUUCAUGCGAGGUCUAGCGCUAUUGCCCAAGGUACCAGAAUAUGGUGAGUACCAGCGUCACGAGACAGAUCUCAUGCAUGAAAGACUAUCAAGGCGACUCAGUGAAAGCCGCUACCGCCCGAUUCGGAAAGAGCUGGAGAUGCUAUAUGAGCGACAGCGUCGUAAGACGAGCGGGGGCUUCAGCGUUUUAACGUACAGCGAUCGACAGCAAAAUGAGAUCAACAGCUGCGGUUUUACACGACUACACGACCUAGUUGCCUGCCCUGAUAUUGAAGAUGAAGUCGUGUGUAUAGUCGAAAGGAUGACACGAAUGAGGUAUUUCUUGCGGGGCAAUGGUCUUGUAUCUCUUGGACAUGUACCACAGGCAGCAAAGAAAUACGUUAGAACGCGAGACAUCCUCGGAUGGACCCCGCUACAUUAUGUCACAGCUUGGAAACGAGAUCAAGCCCCCGAAUGGAUAGACGGCUUGCUCUCGAAUGGAGCUGAUAUCGAUGCUCCUGAUAUCCGAGGUUGGACACCACUACAUUACUCCAUCUGCAACGGCAACAGCAGAGCAUUUGAUAGACUUGUCGAAAAGAGGGCAAAUGUGAAAGCAGCAGGUGUUGAUGGAAUAACACCAUUGCACUGCGCGAUUACUUCAGAGAUGGACGACAUGGCGAGAGCCCUAAUCUCCAAUCCUGGGCAACCCGCGGAUCAAUUUACUAGAGACAACUUCGGUAGAAUGCCGAUCCACCUGGCAGCCCAGAACGGUAACAAAGUUGUCAUCAACACUCUCCGUCUCAGUGUAGACGAGAAAGACCAGCAUGGUCGGACUGCAUUGCAUUUGGCAGCUCUCGGCGGGCACUUGGAAACACUUUCUAAGAUUACCGAAUAUGGUGCUAGCCCGAAUGAGACCUUCCAGCUUUUUGGUAGAGGUCCUACGUACACAGCGCUACACUGGGCUGUCAAAGAAUCCAAAACCGAAACCGUGGUCAUGCUUCUCGUAUUAGGGGCAAGCGUUAACGCACAAGGCAGUGAUGGGAGGACCCCAUUGCAUUAUGCACGUAUUCCAGAUUUGGUUGACAUCCUAAUCGAAUAUGGGGCGGAUGUCAAUGCCGAAGCUCAAUCUCACGUCACUCCACUAUACGAUGCAGCUCGUUCGGGGACUCUUGAGUGCGUCGAUAGACUUCUUAAGACGCCCGGUUGUGACAUCAAUGCUAGGCCAGCAUCAGAUGAUGAGGGUCCGCUACUAAAUGCGAUUAAGUGUGUCCGCGGUGAUAUAGUUAGAAUGUUGGUUGAAAAGGGAGCCAUAAUUAGCCAACGCAUGCUGGAGGCAGCCUUGGGUUUGCAUGACUCAAGAGAGCAGGAAACCCUUUGUUUUCCUCAAGAGUCUCUACGUAAAGUUGAGGAUGAAGAGAAGGAUGUUGCGGAGUAUAUACGUGCUGCCUUUUCACUGCGAAAUGCUUUUGAGGAGCAUGUUCAUGGAGAGAUGGGGAGUAUUGUACUUUUGGAACUAAUCCGACGGCUAUGCCCCUCAUAG
Fusarium tjaetaba is the source of this 4152-nucleotide messenger RNA. RefSeq names its product ankyrin repeat. The record is from RefSeq and is a predicted model, not a curated record. Bases 1 to 4152 code for a protein of 1383 amino acids. Lineage: Eukaryota; Fungi; Ascomycota; Sordariomycetes; Hypocreales; Nectriaceae. The transcript has 3 exons. Gene Ontology annotation, molecular function: protein binding.